AUGGAUCCCCCACCCACUGCACCACCCAUGGCUCAGCCGUAUUCCCCAGGGCAAGCGAUGUAUCCACCAGCGUACCCCCCGGGUCAGUAUCCAGUGGUAACUCAACAACCGGCACCGUAUGCACAACAGACUAGCAACACCACUGUAGUGUUGAGUCAACAACAAGUAGUGGUGCAACAGGGACAACGGAAUUGGAGCUCUGGAUUGUGUGGUUGCUUUGAGGACUGUACCUCUCGUAAGUAUUCUUUAAGCGGUACUCAAAUGAGUUAAUGUGGCGUUAAUAAUAGUAACUAAUUCACAUUCGCAUAAAAGCCAACUUAUGCCUUUUGAUGGAUAAGUUAUGGGUGAAAAAUUUUACAUAAGGCAUAGGGUGGGCUGAUAGAGAAAAUUUGCCAGCGCCGCUGAAGGGGAGGAGGGUGGGAAAACUUGCUUGUCCGUUGUAGAGUAGACUUGCGAGAAGACGUCGAAUUUGUUUGCUAGGGCGUAUAAAAGGCCUAGGGAAUUUCUCUGGGGACCGUAAAGGACCAAUAGACUGCUUUAAAAGGGAGCACGCAGUAAUCUAGUCGAUUAAAUCGUCACGCGGCGGCUUUUACACGAAUGAGAAUAGUUAUAACUUUAUUUAUUAAGUGUUAGUAUUUCUUGCUCGAAUCUACUCAUUAAGGGCAGUAUUCAGUCACGUAUCACGCCUAAUGGAUACGGCUCCGCCAUUUUUACGUGGUCAUCCUAGCCACGUGAAGCGGUUUAUCCGUUUCCAAACCAUAGACAAUACCUUCUUACUCAGUUUUCUUAAGACCCCAGACCCCAAGUACUGGUCCGGAUCCGGAAAUCGAAUGCGCGACUUUCCGCUCUGCAAACAAACGCUGUUCCACCUGAGCUAACCCAGCCACGUUUAUUUUAUUUUGCUUGUGUUUCAAGUGUGUAUGGGCCUUUGUUGUCCUUUCUUCCUGCUGACCGAUGUUUCGUCCAGGAUGGGCGAAGGAUGUUGCUUUCCUUGUUGUUGCCCAGGUGCAUUGUUGGGACUCAGGAUCAAGCUAAGAGUGCAAGAGAAUAUUCAGGUAUUCGACAGGCAUUAAGAGCUUAAAAAAACAACCUCGUUUUAGGGGACUAGCUUCAGUUCUUUAAGGAGCUUUGUCCCCCUUUUGUGACUGAAGUUAAAUCAAGCCAUUUAAUAAAAAGAUGCCACCAAUUGAAUUGAAUGAAAAAUGAAAAUAACCAAUCCAUCAAAACGGUAAAAGAACAUGUAAAUAACACAGCAGAAGACCUUUUUUACGGCACCCAUAUUGUUAAGCACAGUGCAAACCUGAGAAACCACCCGUUUAUUAUAAGCCCUAAAUUUUAUGUUUUAGGCUUUAAGGCGCUCUAGUGAAAAGCGUUCUCGAAGCUUAUGUGAUUAUUUUUUUGUGAGAGCCCUUUAAACUACAUUACGGGAACUGGCUGAUUUACCAGGAGCCAUACAACUUUUCUUUAAUAUAUUUAAUCGUUAAUUAUCGCCUCGACCGCACCUUCAGACUUCAAAAGAACCUUAACCUUAAAAGGAGGCAAUGAGGGCCAAUUUUCACGACGAAAAAAAAACUAAUAUCUGAGUUUUCCACCAUUUUUUAUAUCAACGGCCUGAUUAAGAACAUAGGCACGUUCAACGUGCAUGAGCUAUUUUGAAUGCUUCAGUGUAACUAUAAUACUUCGGUGUAACCUUACCAAGAGUGAUGAAUCUACCUUUUUCAUCCUAAAUGUAGAUUUGGUUUUUGUGCGAAAUUGGGUAUUGCGCUACAUAAAUGAAAACGCGAAACGCUCAGCUGAGUCGAUCCUCAACCUAUGUAUUCACUUUCCUCUGUGUUUCCCAGUUACAUCUGGUGCAAGUUAAACAAAUUGCUAAAGUAAAAUAAAUUUCUACUCACCAAACGUUGAUUAGAAGGAAAACUCUAAGGUUUCCUCGGAGUUUCUUAAGCCAAAAUGUGACUCAUCGAAUACUGAAUAGUUACGAAAUACCAGGAUUUUUAUCAUUGAGGUAGAUGGUUGCGUCAUCAUAAUUCACGAGGUUUUCAAGUGCGAUUCUACUCAGUGAAACAGUCUUUAACUCCGACAACUUAUUUCUUCAUGUUUUAAAAGCUAUUGCUUCUUAAAAGGCAAGAGCCUUUUUUAAGGCAUUGGUUACAAAACGAAACAGGUCUUCAUACGUCCAAGUUACUAUUUAUCAUUGUGAAAAGCCAAUCUGCAUGAGAUGUACAGUCACCCAGCUGGCACGUGAAAGUGUUGGACUUUGUCCCCUUUCGUGGUUCGUACGUGAGGGAAUUCGAGUUAUCACACAAUAAACUAGUAAACAGAAUUAUAAAAAUAACUCUUGCACACAAUUUGCACGUGAAGAUGUUGGUCUUUGGCCCUUUUACAAUUCGUACGUUAAAAAAAGGCAAAUUGUUUACUACAAAAUUUUCUCAAGCGAUUUUAAGAAAUCACCUCGGCUUCAUUACAACAUCUGCAAUUAAAUUAUGUUUCAUGCAAUGUCAAGGUUGAUAACCUAACAUUUAUUAACAUUUGUGAGACAGUCUUUAACUCCGACAACUUAUUUCUUCAUGUUUUAAAAGCUAUUGCUUCUUAAAAGACAAGAGCCUUUUUUAGGGCAUUGGUUACUAAACGAAACAGGUCUUUAUACGUUCAAGUCACUAUUACUAUUGUGAAAAGCCAAUCUGCAUGAGAUGUACAGUCACACAGAUGGCACGUGAAAGUGUUGGACUUUGCCCCCUUCCGUGGUUCGUACGUGAGGGAAUUCGAGUUAUCACACAGUAAUCGAGUAAACAGAAUUAUAAAAAUAACUCAUGCACACGAUUUGCAUGUGAAGAUGUUGGUCUUUGGCCCUUUUACAAUUCGUACUUUAAAAAAACGCAAAUUGUUUACUACAAAAUUUUCUCAAGCGAUUUUAAGAAAUCACCUCGGCCUUAUUACAACAUCUGCGAUUAAAUUAUGUUUCAUGCAACGUCAAGGUUGAUAGCCUAACAUUUAUUAACUUCCAAGAAAAUUAUCAAACUGCCGAAAUAUAUUUCUGCUCAUAUCAUGUUACUCCACUCAAUAAAGCAGUACCUAAUUAUUGUGUCAACUAGCUUCUUCCAAUAUUAUUCCCUAACGCUACUGUUUCUACUUAAGUUUAUACGCAUCUUUACUAAAUAAAAUACGUUUCAAUAACUAUAAUGCUUAGUAUACAGGAAGGAUGUAUCAUGUUGUUCACUUAUUACUCCUUUUUGUUGUUGUUUUGCCGGAACGAAAAAGGUCUGUUGAACUUUGUAAGCGAGAGAAUAAUAUUUCUACAGCUUGUUUACAGGAUUAACAAUACUCGGUACAGCUUUUAAAAAAAUAAGCUGCUUUUCAAACUUCUAAAACCACAUUUUAUAGGCCGCAUACUUUCGAAUUAAAGUCCAUAUCUAAAUAUCAAUUAUUGCUUCACUGGAAGAGCUUGGAAAAUAUAUGAUCGUUUAUACUCUACCUUGAAGCAGGUGAAACACAACUCAUAAAUACGCGCGUGGUACCGUUCGCGAUAGCCGAAUUCGGUCAGAAAUGUCUUGAAGUAGCAUCCACACUAAAAUAUGAACCCUUAAACAGCUGCAUCACUGUACACAGCGUUUGAAUCAUGAAGAAUCAAGAAUUAAAGAAUCAAGAUGGCGGUCUUAAAGUGCCCUUGUUCGACCUUUAGCAUUGUGAUUUUUAAGUAGAUGCCAAGAUCUCAUUGGUUCCUUAGCAUCAACUCAUAGUACCUUCAACCUUAUUGGCUCUUGCAACAAACAUCCGAACAUACAAAGUUACAAAGAUACAAAGUUACAAAGUUACAAAGUUACAAAGAUACAAAGCCACAAAGAUACAUACGCUCACACCACUGACAUAUGAGCUAUUUUUUCAAAAUAGCUCAAUAAUAGAGUUCUCUAUAAGAAAAUACAGAAGCAAUACCAAAAAGUUGCUUUUCGAAACUGCCACAGUUGCGUCUAUAACUGCGAUUAUCUUUUAAAGAAUAAGAUUAAAACACUACUUUUUAGAGAGGCUUUUAUUAGUUAGUUGACUACCCUUUUUUCUUUUAUUGCAUAUAUUUUCCUUAGUUAAUCUUAGCAAGUCGAUUGUAUCUUAUUUUUUAGAAAUUUUUUUCUACAAAUGUUAUAUGUUUUCUUUAAUAACUCAAAUAUUUUUAUUUAUUUUAUUUUAUUUUAUUUUUUUUAUUUUUUUAUUUUUUUAGAAUUACGAUUAUUGUAAAGCGUCAUUGAGCUCACGGAAAUGGCACCAUACAAAUUCUUGUAUUAUUUAUUUAUUUUGUCUUAAUUCUUUCGUGUAGUUCUUCACCCCACAUUUCCUGUAUAUGAUUUUCAUAUAAUCAUUAUUUCAAUACCAAAAACAGGAUAAUUCACCCAUGACUGACUUCAUUUCAUCCAUUUGCAGGGCUCCCUUUUUGACGAUUAUUGUGCGGUUGAGUGUUGUCCGCUUUGUGUUCUCUGUCAGCUGGCCCGUGAGCUUAAUCACGUGCAACGCCGCGGUUAACUCCUACCAAGCUGCCUUACCUACAAGAAACGCCAGCUUUGUUCUCAAGAGUUACCGUCUCCAUGGAAAGACAAUCGCGGGAUUUAGAGUAGUUAGGGCGGUUCUCUUUCAGUUUUCUAUAUUUUUGUAGAGGAUGCUACGGUAAUGCCAUGCUGUAUAGUGAGUAUAGCUAGUAGAGCUAAAACUGCAAUGAGUAAAACAAAAUUAAAAGUUGACAAAUGCCUUCGUUUGUAUUUCGUCUAUAACAGAAAAGCAUAGACUCAGUACCCUUUAGCGUGCACAUAGCCUGCG
Messenger RNA from Porites lobata, 4800 nucleotides. The record is from the annotation of a GenBank genome assembly. Lineage: Eukaryota; Metazoa; Cnidaria; Anthozoa; Scleractinia; Poritidae.